Molecule: messenger RNA, 345 nt
Organism: Letharia lupina
Lineage: Eukaryota; Fungi; Ascomycota; Lecanoromycetes; Lecanorales; Parmeliaceae
Exons: 2
Coding region: 1-345 (114 amino acids)
Source: RefSeq, a predicted model, not a curated record
AUGGCGAACCGUACACGCCUUGUCAAGGAGUCAGAAGGAGACAUACCCAUCGAACUUGAAGCACUCUUCGCUGCCUACUUACAGAAAGACUCCGAUGAGGAGAGCUGGAACGUCAACGGCGCAACGUCAGCGAACUUCCUCAACGCCCUCGACAUCACUGGCGCAUCCAAGAAGCUCAAACCUGUCAUCCUCACAACAGGCGCAAAGCAAUAUGGUGUACAUCUCGGCUGCCCAAAACAGCCCAUGGAAGAAUCGGACCGAUGGAUCGAAGGCGAAGGGCGCCCCUCGAACUUUUACUACCAUCAAAAGCGUAUCCUCUCCAAGAAAGCAAAGAAAUCCAACUAG